Messenger RNA from Talpa occidentalis (Iberian mole), 2646 nucleotides. RefSeq names its product RAB7B, member RAS oncogene family (gene RAB7B). The coding region runs from base 279 to 881 and encodes 200 amino acids. The record is from RefSeq and is a predicted model, not a curated record. Gene Ontology annotation, molecular function: GTPase activity; GTP binding. The transcript has 6 exons. Gene Ontology annotation, biological process: endosome to lysosome transport; phagosome-lysosome fusion. Lineage: Eukaryota; Metazoa; Chordata; Mammalia; Eulipotyphla; Talpidae. Gene Ontology annotation, cellular component: late endosome; phagocytic vesicle; lysosome.
AUCUUCCUGCACUGCCCGCAUGUCUGGCUCCAGACUUGACUGUCUGCCAGGCUCCUGUCCAGGGCCAUCAGCCCUCAUGGCCUUGCAGGCUGCCUCCAGGAGCAGGGUGGGCAGAAUGCUAUGUCUGUCCUGUGAGCUCACCCCCUUCCAGCCUUGGGGAGGCCCCAGAGGAAAUGAGGAAGAUGGUGUGUAAGGAUUGCUGAGUCAGCCACCUCUUUCAAGAGAGAACCCCAGUUCUGGGCAAUGAUGUGAGCUUGGAGAGGCUCUGGAGUCACUUUAUGAAUCCCCGGAAGAAGGUGGACUUGAAGCUCAUCAUCAUUGGCGCCCUGGGUGUAGGAAAGACCUCCCUCCUCCACCAAUAUGUGCACAAGACAUUUUAUGAGGACUACCAGACCACGCUGGGGGCCAGCAUCCUCUCCAAGAUUAUCAUUCUGGAUAACACGACUUUGAAGUUACAGAUCUGGGACACAGGUGGACAAGAGCGGUUCCGUUCCAUGGUGUCCACAUUCUACAAAGGCUCCGAUGGCUGCAUCCUGGCAUUUGAUGUCACUGACUCCGAAUCCUUUGAAGCCCUGGAUACCUGGCGGGGUGACGUUCUGGCCAAAACCAUUCCCAUGGAAAAGUCCUACCCCAUGGUGGUGCUGGGGAACAAGAUUGAUCUAGGAGACCGGCAGGUAUCCCAAGAGGUAGCCCAAGGCUGGUGUAAAGAGAAAGAUAUCCCCUACUUUGAAGUCAGCGCCAAGAAUGACAUCAACGUGGUCCGAGCCUUCGAGAAUCUGGCCAGCCAGGCCCUGUCAAGGUAUCGCAACGUCUUAGAGCAUCACCUCACAGACUCCAUCAAACUCUCACCAGAAAACCAGUCCCCGAGCAGAUGCUGCUAGACCUCCGGGCUCCAAAGAUCCCCCCAUCAACCCCAAUACCUGCCGGUGCUCCACCCAGGUGCCCCGUUCUGCGGCCAGAGCCCUCGUUCCCCUUGCACGUGUUGGGACCCGAGUCCAAGGCUACCCCCUGUCUCGGGCUGAAAGAAGUGAGGUCACCCCAGGGCCCUGGGGGCCAGAUGAAGCCCAGAUCGUCACAGCCACUCCCUGGCGCUGGAAGGGAACCAAGUCCCACCUGGCUCCAGCUUGCUUGCCACGCACCCUCCCACAGACUCCCACUCCCAGAUGCAUGUCUCUGCAGAGAAGCCGUGUGUCUCCUGUGAACAGGCCGUCCUCGCCGCUCAGCACAGCAAUGCCCAGGCAUGGGUGCAUUUCAGCCCCCUGCCCCGUCUGGUCCUGGCACCCCCUCGUCCCACCAGGGUAUAAGGCUGAGGAAAAGCCACCAGAGAACCCAUCCUCUUUGCAGGGGGCUCCAGCGACUCCUGUAAAUUUCUCGGAGCCUCUGUUGUGCCUCUGUCCAGUGGGGGGGUCUCGUGCCCACACCAGAGUGGGGCUGGAGGCCGGGAGCCCCUCUCCAAUCUUGCUUGCUUUGUUGAUAUGAACAUAUUUAUUCCUUCAACCAGCAUUUUCGAGUGUCCGCUAUGGACAUCUCUGGGGUCCAGUGACAACUCAGGCAAGGCCCUGCUCUCCCGGCCCUGACAUCUGGAGAGGCAGAGACACGGGCAGAGGCAGAGAGACACAGGCACUCCCAACUAUAAGAUAUGUGCUUAAACAAAGAGAAACAGGUAAUGGGAUGGAGAGGGACAGGGACUCGGGGGAAGCUGCCUCCGUCCAAGUAGUCCAGGAGGGCUUCCCUGAGGGCUGAGAAUGAGAAAGGGCUGCCACCUGAGAUCUGGACGACAGCAACCUGGUGCAGGGAGCAGCGAGGGCUGAGGCCCUCAGGGGAGAACGAGCUUGCUGUGUUCCAGGAACACAGAAAGGACUUUACCUGAGAACACAAGGCUGCUGUCCCAGGUACAAGCAGAGGGGACCCGCCCCUGGACGGCUCUGGCUCCUUGCGCCUCUGACAGAUGACCACUAGGGGGCAGCAGUGCUCCUCCCCUGCCAGGCUGAGCAGAACCCUGGAAGAGCCAUGUUUUCCUUGUCCAGAUUGAUGGCCAAACCUAGUUUUGGGCUCUCAGAGCAUUCAGGCUUUAAGAUAUGUGGGGCAGGAGGAUGCCAGAUUCUUUAGCCUAGUAAGAAACAAACAAAACUGCAACAUCAACAAUUCAGGCAAGAAUUUUGCAUCUGUAAGAAAAACCAGAAAGAGAGACCUUCAAGCUCAUGGGUGCUCUGUCCCUGCAGAGUAGGCAUAACCUGCUCCAUCCCUUGGCACCACUGAAGUCUCUCAGCUACACAGCAGGAGGCUUCCCUGAGCCCUGAGUGUAAAUGGGCUGUAGUAAGAUUUCCGAGGGUCAUCUGACUGCAGAUAUGCCUAGCGGUGGGGAAAGGGAGGUCAGCAAGGAAGCUUGGGGGGACCCUUCUUCCCACCCAACUGUGGAGUAAGAACUGACCCAUCCUGGGCAUUAAGCAGGACCUGGCAAGGGAGCACGUAGCCUGGAGCACCCCUCUGUCUCAUGUCCUUCACAGGGUGACCUGUGCGUCCCAGAGCUUUUCCUGGAGUCACUCGGGCUGUGGCUCCCGCACGCGGUGUGUGGGUGUAUACACAGCGGCCCACUUGUGGUGGCCGUAAGGCCCAUUUCCAAAUGCAUGCAAUAACAAAUAAAUG